AAUUACGAAAAAUCAUAGAUGAAUUUGACCAAGAAAUAUUAACUCAAUUCCCGUGUGUUCCUUGCUCUGUUUGUUCCAAACUUAUGUAUCCAAAAAAAUCAAUGUGGAUUCAGCGAGAUCGUAAUAUUACAUAUCCCCUUACUGUUGCGUAUCCAAAUAUCUCAUUAGUUGCCAAUCCCAAUCCACCAACUGACCGCAUUGCAGUAUGUGCGUCUUGCAAAACCAAUCCAAACCGUAAUUAUCCACCUUAUCUUUGUCAAAUUCCACCCGAAAUUACUUUUGUGCCGUUAGAAAAACGCAAAUACUUGUCGCCAAUCUUCUUUCAUUGUUCUUUAGGACGUACACCCGGAGCCAAUCCCUUUUCUGAAUAUAGGACAUUAGUUGGUACUGUCAAUUAUUCUCAAAACCUUCAUUCCUUGAAUCUUUAUUCUGGAAUUCUGGGUGCUUACCUAGCCGCACCUGCAUCUGAUCGCUCUGUACUUCCCCCUUGGCUCGAUAAUUCUAUAUUAAAUGCUAUCGAUUGGCUUAAAGAAAACAAUCCUUAUUUACAUGAAUAUUCGCAAAUGAUUCCAAACACUGACAUUCAAUUUCCCUCUGCUACCCAUUCGUCUGUUGAUCAAAAUACACCUCCAUUUCAACAUGGUGAUAUAGUCAUUCCUCACCAAAAUUUUUCUGCUGAAAUACACAAUGAAGAUGCCCAUUACAGUCGUUUAAUGGCUGGAUUUAUAUCAAAUUCUGAUACUACCCAAAUUCCAAUUGCCCUCAAUGAUCCCAAUCUUGAACCAUUGCUUUUUCCGGACCUGUAUCCAAAUGGCCAUGGUCACUAUCAUGAAAUGAGAAACCA
This is a messenger RNA of Ambispora leptoticha, 844 nucleotides long. NCBI's taxonomy places the organism in Eukaryota, Fungi, Glomeromycota, Glomeromycetes, Archaeosporales, Ambisporaceae. The record is from the annotation of a GenBank genome assembly.